Molecule: messenger RNA, 4280 nt
Organism: Bactrocera dorsalis (oriental fruit fly)
Lineage: Eukaryota; Metazoa; Arthropoda; Insecta; Diptera; Tephritidae
Product: longitudinals lacking protein, isoforms N/O/W/X/Y
Exons: 8
Coding region: 429-3044 (871 amino acids)
Biological process (GO): regulation of transcription by RNA polymerase II
Cellular component (GO): nucleus
Molecular function (GO): DNA binding; protein binding
Source: RefSeq, a predicted model, not a curated record
GUUCCUCGGUGUUAGCUCUUGGUUAGUUCUCUUUUGCUGUGCUAUCCUCUGAAAAUCAAAGUAAGAUACAGUUUUCUUCGCAACAAAUUGAAAAAGUGCAUAUUUUGUAUUUGUAAAUAUAAUAAUUCAUAAAAUACAGUUGUUGUGCAUUUGAAAUAAGUGAAUAAAUUGUGUUUUGGACGAUGUAAAGAAAAGCGGGUAUAUCGAAUUACGAAUAUCAAAACAAACAUUGCGCGUUAGUACGGUGGUGGAAGCAGCAUGCGUAUGCGCUACUGAAGGAAAAUCUAAUUCUAGAAAACACCGCUGAACAGACAAAGAAACAUUUUUUAAAUACUUCAAUAUUUUUAGUGAAUAUAAAAGAAAAAUAAACAUUUAUAGACGACUACAACGAUUUUUUGCCGGCAACGUCGGUCAAAUAAGUAUUGAUCAUGUCGGUGCAACAAUUUUGUUUGCGCUGGAAUAACCAUCAACCGAAUUUCAUUUCGGUAUGUUCCUCGUUACUGCAUAAUGGAACAUUAGUAGACGUUACCUUAGCAGCAGAAGGACGACAACUUCAAGCUCACAAAAUUGUCCUCUCUGCUUGCAGCUCAUAUUUUCAAACAUUAUUUACAUCGAAUCCCUGUCAACAUCCAAUUGUAAUACUUAAAGAUGUCCAAUAUGAUGACCUCAAAACUAUGGUUGAUUUUAUGUACUAUGGGGAAGUGAAUGUAUCACAAGAGCAGUUACCACACAUUCUUAAAACGGCUGAGAUGCUUAAAAUUAAAGGACUUGCUGAAAUGCCCACCGAUCCUGCCAAUUUAACUAAAUCUGAAAGUAAAUCAUCGAAUGAACCCACCGAUUUAGUGGGUAGCGGUAGUACUGGCAGUAACGGCCAAAGUAGCAGUGGUGUUACUAGCGGUGGCAUGGGUAGUAGUGCUGGUGGUAGCAUAAAUGAGACACUCUGGGAGCCCCAGCACCACCAUGGCCAACACGGUGAAACACAGUUUCAGUCUCAUCCCCAUCAACAACAACAAAACAGCCAAACUCAAACAUCACAACAGCAGCAACAACAUCAUCAAUUAAGACGCACUCCCUCACCAUUAGGUUCGGGGGCUUCACCGGCAACUAGACGGAAACGACUUCGGAAAUCUUCAAAUAACGGAUCUGGCGAUCGCACUAAUUCGGACGAGCAACAUAAUACUUCUUUGGACAGCGGAAACAAUACUGGUGGCAUAAGUCUUACACAGAUGAGUCAAAUGUCGUUUGGAACCACAGGUGGUUCCAUCAGUGGCAUACCAACACACACUCUACACGCAACAAAAUUGUUAAAAGAAUCAUCUAGCACCGAGGUUGAACCACAUCCACAGGAUGAUAGCUUGGACGAUGGUCAUGGACACGUCCACAUGCAAAUUAAACCUGAAGUUGACAUGAGCAGCGUUCAGCAAUCGAUGCCAUUAGAUAUUUCUGCUGCUACAACACCUUCGGAACAUGAUGCACCAAAUUCUCAAUCAUCUCAUUCUGAUUUAUCACAGCCGUCAAACGCUAAUAUGUCCACAAUUGUCGCUCAGCCGGAAUGUUCACCACGCGCUGUCAAUAUGGCGAUGUCACCGUCACCUAGCAAUCUACUCUCUCAACAACAACAUUCGCCAGCGCAAUUGCAACAUCAACAUUCGCAACAACAGCAAAUGGGCACGAAACGUAAUCGUGUAUUGACACGUCAGCCGCGUGUUAAACGCGACAGUGAUAGUCUUUCAAAUGCUCAGGCUUCACCCGAACCCAAUCAGGGAUCUUGUGUAGAUUUCGAUCCAUUUAGCAAUUCGCCUGGUGGUAGUUCACAUUCGAACUACAUCGCAGCCCAUGCACUGCAAUUGCACACACAUCCCAGUCACCAUCACCUGCUGACAGUGCCGCCGCGUAUCGAGCGUCACUCAUCCGAACCGGCUCCGAGUUUAACACCAUCCUCUCCCCACUUGCUCUCUGUACCGCAGAGUACACCUUUUCUGAUGAAACAGCAUUCGGAUCCAUUACUGCCCACUCAACAUUCACUUAGUGGCGCUGGCGCAUUAAUCGUUGGUGGUGGUGGUGGUAUUGGUGGCACAAAUCCUUUCGCACCGUUGCAUCGUCAGUAUUCACAUCCACUAUCGUGUACAACAACCAGUAGCGCUAACAACAGUGCCGGCACUAGUCAUAUCACCAGCGUUCCACUACAGCAUCCACACCACAUAUCACUACCUGAAUCAAUGUACACGUCCGGCGGUUCACCACCACCUGUUGGUUCGUCGCAAUAUGUUGUGCCGCAGCAAAUUGUGUCCAGCGGUAGUAGUGGUACGUCGAACGAGCCAGGCAGCGGUGCUUCUUCAGCCAGUCCGUCAAAAGUGCUCAGCAUACCACACUUCACCACUACUUACAUUGAUGACAGCGACUCGCGUGGUCGUAACAAUUCACCCACUACUCCCUCAUCCAUGGGCGGUGUCCAUACUAAUACGUCAAGUAUUAGUUCAGCACCAUUGGAGCGUGUUCGUUCAACGGAGUCGAAUACACCACCACCAACAGCAACAACAGGCAAGAUUCGUAGCUCGAAAUCUACAUCUAGUGUUAUGUUACCGGAACGAAUGAGUAGUUUGCAUCCUGGAACCGCAGCCAUGGGCAGCAGUUCAUUUGAACACUUACCUUCGUUGCGUGUCAAGAGCGAGGAAUUACAAAGAUCAGUGUCUUCUCCACAAACCUCUCGGGAGAUCAUCACUUUGGAGAAUCCUCGUUCUAGUCAUUGUCCAGUUAUACGGCCCGGUCCGGCACUGGGCUGUAAUUUUUGUUGGAACACUAUAGACGGACAUGGUAGAAUUUUGCGGCGCAAAACCAAAUACCACUGUCCCGAAUGCCAAACGAAUUUAUGCAUUGUACCAUGUUUUCAGGAGUAUCACGAGCGGCAAAACAAUGAAGCGGCAAACACUUCAUCCGGCAACGAUGGCAAUAGUAAAUCUUACUCAGGUACCUCCGGCAGGAGUGGAAAUAGCGGUAGUGGUGGCAGUAGCACGCGACUCUAUUCCAAAACGGAAUCCAUUUGAAAGCGUUAAGUGUGCUGCAGAUACUUUGAAAUCUAUUUAUUGUUGAACCAGCAGCAGUGGCUGCAGGAGACCAAAAAAAAUUGUUGUUUGUAAGGUGGGCCAAGUUAACCUUUGACUUUGGUUCAAAGGUGUGCAUCUUUUAAGUCCCACCUUUAAUUGAAAAAAAAAAAUGUUAAUCAUAAUAUCUUAACUCCCACUAGUGCAAAUUGAAUUUGCAUGGAGUGCAAGAUAUCAAUAUUUGUAUUCGAAAAACGAAAGAAAAAAAUGCUGCAAAUGCAAAAAACUAAAGAGGUUAUGUACUUGAAGCCAGAUUUGUACCAGCUUGUCAUUUUGAAGAGAAGACUAGUUGCUGUGCAACAAAGUCCAUUUUAAUGCACCAGAGCAUGAUGCAUGAUGAAUUUUGUCAGUGCAAAUGGUAGAAAUGUACAAUGGCGUACACUUUUUUGUGAAUCUUUUUUGGUAUAUGUAUGUAUGUAUUUAAUGAGCGUGAGCUUAGUGCUACAUACGUUGUUUACGCACCAAGCAUUGGUACAAAGGAAAUAUUUAUAUAUAUUUUUCACAUAUUUUAUCUUUAAAAUGAACAACUCACUUUUUGAAUGUAAGCUGUUUUAAAAAUGCAAAAGUAAAACUAAAACAUAUAGACAAACGUAGAUAGUCAAAUGCAUACUUAUAAACAGGUUUUUGUUAAUUGCUGCCUCACACAAUUUCCAGAACACCCGCUCCAAGAGAGAGAAAAUGCUGUUUUUAGAAAUUUUUAGGAAACCACCUAUGGGGCCUGAUUUAAAAACCGCGUGCCAUGUUGUCAUUUAUUCAGUGAUAGUGAUGAUUUGGUUAUCGAAUUGUGAACUUAAACAAUUAAUAUAAACAUAUGUACAUGUAUGUAUGUAUGUACUUGAGUUCUUAAACUAGACACAUAUUUAUUGGCCCUUUACUCCCCCGCGGAGCUUUAGUAUACAAUAUAAAUUUUUAUUUUAGGCUUUAUAAUUUACUUACUUGUAUGUAUAUGUACAUACAUAUAUACAUAUGAACUCUGGUUUAAUCGUUGUUUUUUUAUAUUUUUUUUUCAAUAUCCGUUUUCAGCAAAAAAGCAUUAUUACUGUGAGUGCAAACAAAGUCAGUUGCGUCGCCGUUUUAUUUGACCGAACUUUUGUUAAUAUAUACAUAUGUACAUAUUUCUAUAAUUGCUAUGCAUUCAACAAAUAAAGCAAAAUUUGUUCAUACACUUUUUUCCACGUU